AUGGCUUUCCAAAAGGAAGUCCAUAAAGCCAACCACCAAAUUAAGCAUAAAGCCAAUGAGGCACUGCCCCCAAGCAUUAUAAUCAGGGACACAAUUACAAUGGUCGAGCCCGCUUGUCGACCAAGCCUUCCCUCAAAGGCAGCUCAAAAGAUGAGAAUUCAUCGAGUCCGUGAAAGCCUUAUUAAAGAGCCUUCUACGCUGGAGGAGAUUUGUAUUCCGGAACACAUUAAGUAUACCGACGGUGAGCUUUUUGUGCUUUCCGAGGAUUCAUACCCGGGCGGCAAGAACAUUUUGUUGGGCACAAGGCAAACCAUCCAGCUUUUGUCUGAGGCAAAAUGCUGGCUGGUGGAUGGUACAUUUGCAGUGGUGCCAACAAUAAUGGGGCAAUUGUUUUCCGUACAUGGCCAUAUUGAUGGAAUUGUUGUCCCCCUUGUCUACUGCCUAAUGAGCCGGAAGUCGAAGGAGGCGUAUGAAGAAUUUUGGCUCCAACUCCUCAAAUGCGCCUGCGAAUUAAAUAUAUCGCUUAAUCCAGAAAGGAUAAUUUCGGACUUCGAAAUGGCCAUCAUAAGAUCCGCCCAAACAUUUUUUCCAAACACCCAGACCAACGGGUGUCUAUUUCAUUUUGGCCAAAUAAUUUGGCGGAAAGUCCAAAAUUUGAGCUUUCAAGUGAAAUAUGGGCAAAAUGAAAAUUUUGCCAUGGAAAUACGGAUGAUAAAAGCACUGGCUUUUGUGCCGCCAGGCGAGGUUCUGGAAUAUUUUGAGGCAGCAUACGGGGCCUUGGAAUUUGCCGAAAGCAAGACGCUGGCAAAGUGGUUCAAAAGAAACUACUUGGGGAGCUCUUCAUCAAGACCUCGAUACAGUCCAGACUUUUGGACAACGGGUGCUGCUAGUGAAACUAGUUUUCCUAGAACCCAAAACAGUGUCGAGGCAUGGCAUAGACGGCUUAAGGUCGUAGUAAGCCAAAGACAUGCAGGCCUCUACAAGUUGAUUGGGGACCUCUCAAAAGAAUGCAUUGUUGCAAAACUGUCAGUUGAGAGAGUUCGGCGGGGAGAAGAGUCACCAACAACCAAGGCAGUAAAGAAGAACGAAAAGCUGCAGAGAGUGUUGAGCAGGAGGACAUCAGGCGACAAAGUCCAGUAUUUAAGAAAUGUUGCUCACAAUCUUAGUUUGGCAUAG
This is a messenger RNA of Eupeodes corollae, 1176 nucleotides long. RefSeq lists its product as uncharacterized. The transcript has a single exon. Bases 1 to 1176 code for a protein of 391 amino acids. NCBI's taxonomy places the organism in Eukaryota, Metazoa, Arthropoda, Insecta, Diptera, Syrphidae. The record is from RefSeq and is a predicted model, not a curated record.